AAAAAAAAAAAGGGGUAACACACCCCGCUGAACACUCUGUGCGCAAUUCUCCACCACACUCUCUCUCUCUCUCUCUCUAACUCUCAAAAUGGCUCUGAACCUCUCUCUCUCAGCUCCACCCAUUCGGUCCCCGCAACAACCUCUUCUCCACUACUCCGCGAAGCACACGAUCGUGGUUUCCUCCGACGGACUCUCAUACCCAAAGAGCACCGUGAGUAGGAGGAGGAGCAGAAGAGUGGUGACGAGAGUGAGGUCGAGCUUGGACAUUGUGGGACCCACAGUCAAAGUGGGACAAGUUACCGAGGUCGACAAGGACACCUUCUGGCCCCUCGUUAAGGCCGCCGACGACAAGACCGUCGUCCUCGAUAUGUACACCCAAUGGUGUGGUCCAUGCAAGGUGAUGGCUCCAAAGUUUCAGGAACUGUCUCAGAAGUAUCUUGACGUUGUAUUUCUAAAGCUUGAUUGCAACCAAGAAAAUAAGCAGCCAUUGGCAAAGGAGCUUGGGAUAAAAGUUGUUCCUACUUUCAAGAUUCUCAAGGACAGCAAGGUUGUAAAAGAAGUCACAGGGGCCAAAUUUGAUGAUCUAGUCCUUGCAAUCGAUGCUGUUAGAUCUAGCUAGUAACCCAUUUCUCUUCUCUUCCCAGUAAAAUGUUCAUAAUACAUAGAACUGCUUCCGCUUCAAACAAUUAAUUGUACUUGUAUGUAUUGAUGAUAUAUUUUCUUUUUAUUAUGAAAUUAGUAUUGAAAGGAGAAAUGUAAUCACAUUCUGCUUUCAGAAAAGAGAAUGGACCAAAAUGGUCCUUAUUUUAUA
This is a messenger RNA of Quercus robur (English oak), 811 nucleotides long. Its product is annotated as thioredoxin F-type, chloroplastic-like. Bases 89 to 619 code for a protein of 176 amino acids. The record is from RefSeq and is a predicted model, not a curated record. NCBI's taxonomy places the organism in Eukaryota, Viridiplantae, Streptophyta, Magnoliopsida, Fagales, Fagaceae. The transcript has 3 exons.